UCCAAGCACGUUUGCUCAGAAGUACGCUCGACUGAGAUCAAUGGGGUUUACUCCUGAGGAAAGAUGCAGAGGAUGGCAGCUUUCGAGAGUCUGAUGUAGGUACUACUUGAUCUUGAAAGUGACUGCUGUUAAAAUGUCAGCACUGAGCAAUGAUUGCUCACAUUUGGAAUCCGUUGGGGAGAUCACCAAGGAAGAUUUAAUACACAAAUCGCACGGCACUUGCCAGGACUGUAAAGUUAAAGGACCAAAUCUUUGGGCAUGCUUAGAGAAUAGAUGCUCAUAUGUUGGUUGUGGGGAAUCUCAUAUAGAUCACAGCACCAUACAUUCUCAGGAUACCAAGCACUGUCUAACUGUUAAUCUUACCACACUACGUGUCUGGUGUUAUGCAUGUAGCAAAGAAGUGUUUUUGGACAGAAAACUAAGAUCUCAUUCUUCAUUGCAAAAUGUACGUUUGUCUCAUCAAACUCCAGAGCACAGCGUACAGGAUAUUAGAUUACCUAGUAUCCCAACACUCAAAAUUCCUCUAAUUGCAACAUUUGAUGACCUAGAUAUACAGGUAGAUGAAGAAGAUGAAUUCAAGGCUAGAGGUCUGACAGGCUUGAAAAAUAUUGGAAACACUUGUUACAUGAAUGCAGCUUUACAAGCUCUUUCAAAUUGCCCACCAUUGACACAGUUUUUCCUUGAUUGUGGGAGCUUAGCUCGGACUGAUAAGAAACCAGCCAUUUCCAGAAGUUAUUACAAACUCAUGACAGAACUCUGGCAUAAAAGCAGGCCUGGGGCUGUUGUCCCUACAAAUCUAUUUCAAGGAAUUAAAACAGUGAAUCCAACAUUUCGAGGCUAUUCCCAACAGGAUGCACAGGAAUUUCUGCGCUGUUUAAUGGAUUUGUUACAUGAAGAGUUAAAGGAGACUGUUAUUGCAAUAGAGGAUACUGACGCAGCAAAUGCAGAAGAGAACAUGGAAGAAGAGAAGAGCCAAUCAGAUGUAGACUUUCAGUCAUGUGGUAACACUGAUAAGGUAGAGAAUGAAACUUGGUCAAAACCUGUGGCAGAGGACCAUACAGAAGAUGCUAUGUUAAUUGCGGAUGAUGAAAAUGCAUCUAAAGACUAUCAGAAUGAGAAAUCUUUGUCUACCAAGAUGGACAGAACAAGCUCUAUGGAAGACAUAGAAAAAGACAUAAACAGUUUCUUUGAAACGGCUGAAUUUUUGAGUAAUCAGGAAACAGUGAAGGUGCAAAUACACAGCAGAUACUCAGACUAUAUCAAUGAUGUCCAUAUGAAUGAUGUGUCUAUGCCACAAAGCUUUCCUUCAAAAGAUGGAGGGAAUGCACGUUUAUCAACCAGUCCCCCCAAAUCAGGGUCUUUCUGGUCUGGACUGGCACCCUCACAUAAAAAAGCUGUAUCUUCCUCCAAAAAGAAGAAGCACAAAAAAUACAGAAGCGUUAUUUCUGACAUAUUUGAUGGGAGUAUUAUAAGUUCAGUACAGUGUCUGACAUGUGAUCGGGUGUCAAUUACCCUGGAGACUUUCCAGGACUUGUCCUUGCCUAUUCCAGGUAAGGAAGACCUCGCUAAGCUGCAUUCUGCGAGUCAUCAGACUUCUAUUGUCAAGGCAGGUUCAUGUGGUGAAGCGUAUGCUCCUCAAGGCUGGAUAGCAUUUUUUGUGGAAUACUUCAAAAGGUUUGUUGUCUCCUGUGUUCCUAGCUGGUUUUGGGGUCCAACAGUAACCUUACAAGAUUGUCUUGCUGCCUUUUUUGCUAGAGAUGAACUGAAAGGUGACAAUAUGUACAGUUGUGAAAAGUGUAAAAAGUUAAGAAAUGGAGUAAAAUUCUGCAAAGUUCAACACUUUCCUGAGAUUUUAUGUAUUCAUCUCAAACGAUUCAGGCAUGAUCUUAUGUUUUCCACAAAAAUUGGGACUCAUGUAUCCUUUCCCUUGGAAGGACUUGAUCUUCAACCUUUUCUUGCUAAGGACAGUCCAGCGCAAAUAGUGAACUAUGAUCUCUUAUCAGUCAUCUGCCACCAUGGAACUGCCAUCAAUGGACACUAUAUAGCUUAUUGCCGGAACAAUUUAAAUAAUCGAUGGUAUGAGUUUGAUGAUCAGAGUGUCACAGAAGUAACAGAAUCAACUGUCCAAAAUGCUGAAGCUUAUGUUCUCUUCUACAGAAAAAGCAAUGAAGAAGCUAAAAAAGAGAGACAGAGGGUGUCAAGCCUUAAUGUAAUGGAACCAAGUCUCCUCCAGUUUUACAUUUCUCGACAGUGGCUGAAUAAAUUCAGGACUUUUGCAGAGCCAGGACCUAUUUCAAAUAAUGAUUUCCUCUGCAUACAUGGAGGAGUUCCUCCACACAAGGCUACUUCUAUAGAGGAUUUAGUAGUAAUGCUACCUCAAAACAUUUGGGAUAACUUGUAUAGCAGGUAUGGUGGAGGACCAGCUGUUAACCAUCUGUAUGUUUGUCAUACCUGCCAUGUGGAAACAGAGAAGAGAGAGAAAAGAAGGAAGGCGGAACUGGAAAUGUUUAUUCGGCUCAACAGGGCAUUUCAAGAGGAGGAGUCUCCAUCCAUAUUCUAUUGCAUCAGUAUGCAGUGGUUCAGAGAAUGGGAAGGGUUUGUGAAGGGCAAGGACAGUGAUCCUCCAGGGCCCAUUGAUAAUGCCAAAAUUGCUGUCAGUAAAUGUGGUUCUGUUGUUGUGAAACAAGGAGCUGAUUCUGGACAGAUUUCUGAAGAAACAUGGAAUUUCCUAGUAUCAAUCUAUGGCGGAGGGCCAGAAAUCAUACUGCGGCCACCUGUUGCUCAAAUAGAACCUGAACCAUUACAAACUGAAGAUAAGAUUGAUUCAGAAACACGUUAUCUGUAGCCAUCAACACAAGGAUUAAUUAUUAUGGAACAUCUUCCACUUAACAUACAUUCCGGGAUUUUUUUCUUCCUGUUUUGCUUUUGUUUUCCCUGUGAGCAAACAGGACUUUGGGCAUUAUCGCAUCUGUGGAAAAUGAAUUGAGACUUGUAAAACAGAGAUUCUAAAAAAAAAUAUUAGAACCUUUCAAAGAGAUUGGUGUAGUCUUGAGAAUAUAACUUUCUUGUCCUACAUAGUUGUACGUAUGCAAAAUAUAGAUGAAGGAUUUAACAAUUAUUUUCAAUAUAUCUGUGAAUUUCAAGGCUCUUUCAAAUCAUGUUUUGUCAAGAUGAGAUUUAAAGGGCCUUGAACACCAUUUGAUGGAAAGGUAGGAUGUAUAUUUAACAAAAUAAUAAAUAUGGUUUCAAUGUUCUAUGAAAACUCAGGAAAAGUUAGGUUUCACUUUUAUUUGCACUGCACUAUAGAAAAACAUAAUGAACUAAAACUGUCAAAUGCUUUUCUUAUUUGAGUGUAUAAACUAUGUGAAUGAUUUGUUAGCAGAUUAAGUAAUUUACUGCCUACUGUUCAAACUUCUGUUAUGUUUUUGGCACAUAUAAGCUACUAUAAACAAUAGUAUAUGUAACUAAACCCAUAGUCUUUAGGAGUGUUUGUUUUGGAGAGCAUGAGGUGGGUAUGUUAACUGCUUGCGCACCUGAGGAAUUUUCUAGUCUUUUUUAAAUUAAAUGCAUUAAUAGUUUCAUGUGGAAAAAUGUACAGUCAUGCAGUGCUCAUUGGCAUGAUUUAUGAUGUCAGAUGUUGAAUGAAUACACACAGCAAGAUUGCAAAAGUGUUCUAGAUUAUUCAUAUUGAAAUGUUGAAUGUCACCCCAAUGUCUUUCUUCCUGAAUAUUGCUACCAUAUAAGCAAUAUUAUUCAAUGCUAGUCCAAUAAAAACAAUUUUUAAAACAGUUACAAA
Elgaria multicarinata webbii is the source of this 3796-nucleotide messenger RNA. RefSeq names its product ubiquitin specific peptidase 33 (gene USP33). Gene Ontology annotation, cellular component: cytoplasm. Gene Ontology annotation, molecular function: zinc ion binding; cysteine-type deubiquitinase activity. Gene Ontology annotation, biological process: protein deubiquitination. The transcript is spliced from 24 exons. The coding region runs from base 134 to 2845 and encodes 903 amino acids. Lineage: Eukaryota; Metazoa; Chordata; Lepidosauria; Squamata; Anguidae. The record is from RefSeq and is a predicted model, not a curated record.